AUGACAGAAGAAAAAGAUGAUAAUUUUUACGAGAGAGUACAGCGACUCAGAAAGGGUGAUUUGGUGGCACAGAAUAGGACGAAUUCAGAAGGACACUCCUCCUUCUACAGAAACCCAGAGGAGAUCCAGAACUUGUUGAACAGAGCCAAUAUGCUCAAAUAUAGGGCAGAUCAAAUCAGGACACCUGAGUCACUGAAACACUACUCCUUGGCCUACCUGUGUCACAUCCGCGUCCAUAUCCUGUACAAGGGACAGAACAAGGAGCACUUUGGUGCACUGAAACAGGCCCAUCGUGCUGCAAUCCAGCAGUGUGAGAAGCACCAGGCCAAACAGCUCAUUACUGUUCUCUAUUAUUUCAUGUACAUAAUAUACCAUGAUAUAACUAUGAAUACCGUAAGCCACUCUGUGAAGCGCGAGAACAAGGACGAGUUCCUGAACCACAACUACCACAACAUACUGAACCUAUGUGGCCUAUUCAGACACUUUCGAGAAAAGGAGUAUCCGAUAAUACCAUUAGGGAAGUUGGAGGAGCAGUUGAAGAAGAUGAUGCCUGAGUAUUUUGACACAAACAGAUAA
Molecule: messenger RNA, 576 nt
Organism: Enterospora canceri
Lineage: Eukaryota; Fungi; Microsporidia; Enterocytozoonidae
Source: the annotation of a GenBank genome assembly